Messenger RNA from Fusarium oxysporum Fo47, 309 nucleotides. RefSeq lists its product as uncharacterized. The transcript has a single exon. Bases 1 to 309 code for a protein of 102 amino acids. Lineage: Eukaryota; Fungi; Ascomycota; Sordariomycetes; Hypocreales; Nectriaceae. The record is from RefSeq and is a predicted model, not a curated record.
AUGACCAACACCAUCCACCGCCGCAUGAGCGACAGAAGCGUCAUCAUCGCCAUCGCCAUCAGCUGCACAGCCGUCGUUGUCAUCUUCCUCGCAGCAGUUCUCUUCUGCAGCUGGCGUUCUCGUCCCAAAUCACCUACUGGUACCCGCGGCCGUGAGCAUGACGAUUCUGAUGCCAACUCUGACAUCGAACUGGAUGCCAUGCCUGAUGGUGCUUUAAACCAUCCUCUUGUGCGUGGGAGCAAUGGUGCGGGACACGUUUAUCCGGUUUUUGAAUUGCCUCGUGAGCGUCAUGCUCAUGCUCAGAACUGA